Molecule: messenger RNA, 2871 nt
Organism: Puccinia graminis f. sp. tritici CRL 75-36-700-3
Lineage: Eukaryota; Fungi; Basidiomycota; Pucciniomycetes; Pucciniales; Pucciniaceae
Exons: 8
Coding region: 1-2871 (956 amino acids)
Source: RefSeq, a predicted model, not a curated record
AUGCGUACUGAUCCCCAAUCAACCGCUUUGGCUCCCACUUCAGAAGAUCCCUCUGGAUAUGCCACCGAUCAAAGUACAAAUGGACCUCGUCGCUCAAGCCGUGUGACCACCCCAGUGCAGUCACGAACCCUUGUAUCCACUCCUGCAGAUUCCCGACGUAGUUUGGUAGCCGCUCCAAAUGCCAGUGCCAACAAGCGUCGCCGACAAGUGACGGCUUCUCCUCAAGAUUCAGUAGUCGCCAGCUCCCAGGGAACGCUAAACAAUCAAAUCAAACAACCACCAAUCAAUAAACAAAAGAAAAACACACAAAUCGAACAAAAGAAAACACCAAAAAGGCCAGCCAAGGUGCCAAAGCGACCAACAUACCUUCCAUCAAGAAAUUCAACCCAAGGCAAUUCUCAGCCUCCUGGAUCAGCAAUUCUGCCGAGUAAAGUUACCCAAACUACCAACAGCCUAGCAUCACAAGGGGACAAAGACGACUAUGACUACGACCAGGAUUCGGAUGUUGAAAUACACGCAAUCAAUUCCAAAGCUCGAGUCCGAGGUCACACAAAUGCAGAAAAAUCAGAUGAUGAAGAGGACAACUACUCAUUUGUUGAUGACUUUUUUGAACCUCCAUUCUGGAAAGAAGGGGAUGUCCCUGGAACGUUGUUGAAUUACAAGUGCAAAUGGUGUCAUGUCACCUAUCGAAUCCACGGAACUUCCCGGGCAAACUUAAAAACUCAUCGUGAUGGAUCCGCUCAACUUUGUAAAAACAACAAAGGAUGCAAGCAGCGAGCGAAGGCCAAAAAAGAAGGCCACCGAUUACCCGAAAGUGUUGCAGAGCAGCAGGCUAGAAAGGCGAAAGAAAUCGAAAAGUCAAAACAGACCACACUCAAUGGGUUCUUAUCAGCCAAGAAGUUUGAACGACGAGUCCUGAACCAGAUCAUAGUUGCAUGGCAAGUACGGCAAGCACUUCCUUGGUCCCGCAUUGAAGAUCCCUACCUACGAGCCGCCUUUCUCUAUGCAAAUAAGGAUGCCCGUUUAUAUUCUCGAAAAUGGGCUGCUGAUGAGGCCAAACAAUUAUAUGUUGGCCUUCGAAAACAAGUGUUUGAUUCUUUGAAAAAUCUUGACACCACUUUUACGCUCAUCCAUGACGUUUGGACGACUAAAGGAAAUCGAUUUGCCUUCAUUGGUGCGGCAGUAACCUUCAUCAACUCCAAUUGGGAGUUUAUUGUGAGGCACAUGUCACUCAAAAUGAUUCCCUGGAAGCACAGGGGAGAGCUCUUGGCACGACCAAUUGCCAACCUCCUCACAAAAAAUAAUCUACACCAAAAGAUGAGUUAUCAAUUUAUCUUGUGGUUAUGGGCAACUGGUACUAAUUUACAUAUCCUCAUUUACAUGCUAGCCCAAACCACAGAUUCUGGAUCGAACAACAAUACCAUGGCCAAGAAAAUGUACGAGAUAUUCGAAUUGUCUGGAAAUUUGACUACCAGUUGGGAUCCGGAAUCGAUGCACAUACGGUGCUUUUGCCAUAAGCUUGCUUUAAUCGUGAACGCAGGCCUACAGGCUUUGGCUCUCAAGACCUUGCCUCCCGGUAAAACCAAACAUUCUGUGUUGGGUUUUUUUCCAGUUCUGGGAAAGUUGGCUGAAUUGCCUGAAGAAGACGAAAACAAUGAUCCAGGCAGUGAUGUGCAGGAGAUCACUGUUGCCAGCCAACCUGAAGAAAAUCCUGAUGAAAUCGAAGACGAACAAGAAAGUGAUUAUGGUAACGCAGAUGAUGAAGAAUCUAGUGAAGGGACCGAAUCGGAUGACGAUCCAGAUGCUGAGCCUAGAAAAGGUGAAAAGUCUGGUGAAGGUCAGAUGGCCAAAGAUAAACAUUCCAGAUCUGCAAAGCUGCGUGAUUUAACUCUUCAGCUUGACACUGUCAUCAGGCAAAUUACUCGAUCCUCAGCUACACGGGGUCUCUUCCAACAAACUGCUGAUGCACUCGGAAUUAGAUGUUCACCAUUGAUUGCUGGCUAUGGCAUACGAUGGAACAUCAAGUAUGAGAGUCACAAGAGGGCUAUAUUAGCUCGAGAGGUCAUUGACAAAAUCUUGAAGGAUGAUCAAGAGAGUGUCGAGAAAUCCCGACGAAAAUCGAGGAACAAGAACAACUCAGCCACCGAUCCUAACAUUGGAAUCUUCAAUGAUGUUUCUUUUUCCCCUGUUGACUGGCAAGAUAUUGAGGAACUUAACUCUGAGCUCGAGGUUUUUGUGAAGCUCACCGAAGACAUGGAGGGUGAUCAUCCAUCUGGUGCGCAUGUCAUCCCCAAGUACUUGGAGCUGAAGGAGGACCUUGAAGAGAAAACAAAUGCGGCCGCAGAGAGUGAUGCACUUUAUCCAAUGUAUUGUGCAAUGUUGAAACGUGUCGAAAAGUAUCUUGAAGAAGCGAUGGCUUGUGAUUCACUUGUUCUUGCCACAAUUCUCCAUCCUUGCUACAGAAUUUCUCUUUUUACUCUUGUUUAUGGUCAAGAUAGCGUUGAAGUGGAUCGGUGUAACAAAUUAAUUCAAGAAGAGUUUACUCGCAUCAAGGAAACGGUUUCAACACAAGCUACCAGCCUCCAAACAAAACCAACAACUAGCACCAAUUCAAAAGACUCCACCAGCGGCAGCACCGACCCGAAAGGACUAAUGGCGCGCCUGGCAUCACUCAAUAAAAAGACCCCAUCAGCCCAAGAACAUGAACUUCAGUUAUAUCUAUCUGCCAAUCUGAUGUUUAAGCCCGAGGACAUUGCACAUCAUGGAUUUGCUCUGCGAUGGUGGAAGCUACCUGGCCACCUCAGCAAGUUCUUGCUCCGUGGAGCGACUCUUCUCAGCAGCAUCCGAUGUUUGCAACAACAGCCGCGGUAG